AUGGUCUCCGACCUGAUGACGCUGGGAACGGUGGCCUGGGCACUCAAGCCUCCCACCGAGAGAUUUCCCAAUGGCUAUGGCAAAAUAGAGAGUCUCGGUGCCCUCGGGGUCAGCUCACUGUUGCUCUGCGGCGGUGUGUUCAUGGGCUUGAACGCGGGAGAGGUCCUUCUGUCCCAGUUCUUUCCCGAGGCGUUCGAGCUUCUAGCUCACUCAGGACUUCUUCUCCACGGCCACUCCCACGGACACAGCCACGCGGUGGAAGCUCUGGGCCCCAAUGUCAACGCGGCAUGGCUAGCAGCAGGCUCAAUUGUUAUCAAGGAAUGGCUAUAUCGGGCAAAACGCAAGUCCUCCGUCCUGGCCUCGAAUGCUGUCCAUCAUCGGAUAGAUUCUCUCACCAGCAUUGUCGCUCUGGUGACAAUCGGGGGUACCCACCUUUUCAGCGAUGCGUCAUGGCUCGAUCCUGUUGGUGGUCUGAUCAUCUCAUUAAUGGUUAUCCAAGCGGGAUGGGAGAACACAAGGGCUUCUCUGUUGGAGCUGGCAGAUACCACGGUGGACAACGAGAUCAAAUCAUCUGUGCGCAAAGCCGCGUCCAGGGCCCUCUCUGAAGCUCCAAACGGAGAGGAGGUUGAAAUUCGGGACAUCCAAGGCAUGAAAUCCGGUCAGAACUAUCUCAUGGAGGUCGAGGUGGCAGUGCCAGGUUCCUGGCCGAUCCAUCGUUCCCGUCAGAUUGAGGAGAUCGUACGGAAAGGAGUUGGUUCCCGUGUGCGAGGCGUACGGCGAGUCAAAAUUCGAUUUGUUCCCCAAGAAGAGAAGGGGAUCAAUUUCACGGAAGAGUUCAUUCCCCCAGAACUCAACCCGCAAGGUAGCCCUCAACCGGAAGAAACCGACCACGACCAUGACGACGACCACGACCACGACGACCACGACCACCACCAUGACGCUAACCAUCACGAUCACUCCCAUGACCACGAGGGCAUUGUGCAUAAACGGCGUUGA
This is a messenger RNA of Rasamsonia emersonii CBS 393.64, 996 nucleotides long. Its product is annotated as Cation efflux family protein. NCBI's taxonomy places the organism in Eukaryota, Fungi, Ascomycota, Eurotiomycetes, Eurotiales, Trichocomaceae. The record is from RefSeq and is a predicted model, not a curated record. Bases 1 to 996 code for a protein of 331 amino acids. Gene Ontology annotation, cellular component: membrane. Gene Ontology annotation, biological process: monoatomic cation transport; transmembrane transport. Gene Ontology annotation, molecular function: monoatomic cation transmembrane transporter activity. The transcript has 2 exons.